UUGUGAGCAAAAACUGCAGGGAGAAGUCAGGGACGAAGAGUGAGAAUACAUCCCUUAAAAUGGGUGCUAGUUUGACUCUGUGCUGCUGCCACUUCUUUCUGAAGUACAACAGAGAGAAGAAAAAACCACUCCUGCGCAUGAACACUGCCAAAACUUCCAAUACGCCCAUGACACCAGAGAAGCUUUCCAGUGAGUCCAGCGACACAGAGGAAGAGAACCAGUUUGACCAACAGCUCACAACGAGGACUCCAUUGACCACGCAGAGGACGAAUAGGCACAGUGCAUCAAGGAGAAGGGAAUCGGACCGAGAGCUGCAGGCUUUCAUCAGCAUGAGGAAUCAGGUUGACCAGGCAACAGAGGAAUGGGAACAACUGAAUUUUGACAUCCACACUCUACGCUAUGCCAAACGAGAAGUGAGAGCAAGAUGGAAGAAAAUCCUGCUGCAGUUAGGUUAUCAGUCUGAGGUAGAUACGCUGUUGUACGUCAACAAACAAAAUUACUUGAAUCGAGACCAAGAGAGCCUCACCAGAGCGACUGAACUCUUAACCCAGUUGUUGGAACACACUUCCCUGUUUCCUGCAGGAACAGGACAUCGGACCAGAUACCUCUAUGUCAUGGACCGCCUGGUGUCCCUGGACAGCGCCGAUGAAUUUGUCAGACUGGCGAUGGAAAAAUAUCCAAAGGCUGCGACACUAGAACUGACAACUGAGAAUGGCAGUGAAUGAGUUAAGGGUUACAAGCAAAAAAUAAUGCAGAGGUAUAAGGCGGAAAACAUUCAGGUGACUUAAAGUUCUGCUCUGAGAUCCCCAAUUUGGCCAAAUUUAAAAAUUGUGUGGUACAUCAUUGGAAAGCUUAAAAUCUAAAUUUUCUUGGGGGAGAAAAUUUUUGAACAGGAAGGCAUUUAAAAAAAAUAAAUAAAUAAAAAAAUAAACAGCGAAACCCUAACUGGAGGUGAGAGCACGAGAGAGCAGAAUUAAAGACUCCAUGAUUUUAACGAGAUAUUAUCGCGUACUUACCUCUUUUCGUUCCAAAAACUCCAUGUAGCAUGUAUCACUGAAUGUCAAGAGAAAGCUGUGAAUGGCCACAGCCGGAUUUUCGGGGGAUUUUAUGGGUGAAAUAUGGUAAUAUAACAAAAGUCAUGAUGCAGAAAUCGCAGACAACAAAAAGUGAUCGAGAUGUUCUUUUUCAUACAUUUAUCCUUUUAAACGUUGUUUUUCAAUUUUUCUUUGUUUUGAUUGACAGGGGUGUCCAAACUUUUUGCAAAGGGGGCCAGAUUUGGUGUGGUAAAAAUGUGGGGGCCCGACCUUGGCUGACGUCCUUUACGUAGAACAAUAUAUUUAAGCAAAUUUUAGCAAGCCAUUCUGUGUGUCACAUUUGCUUUAUUAUUAUUAUUUUUAAUUAAUAAUUUCAACAAUUUCGCAACUAGCCUUUGUGGCGUUCAACUCUCAGGAUCUUGCUGCUGUGAAAUUAAACUAGCUUCAAGUAGCUUUAAUUUCUCACUGCGUAUCUUCCCUGUAAUCUUGUCGUACAUGUCAGCGUGUCUUGUUUGGUAAUAUUGCCUCACAUUGAACUCCUUAAAAAUAGCGACUGUUUCUUUACAAAUAAGCCAGACACAGUUGUUGUGUAUUUUAGUGAAGAAAUAGUCCAAUUUCCACCUAUCCUUGAAGCGUCGGCCGUGGAAGUCAACUUUUUGUUGUUGUUGAUUGCUGCCAUUUUAGAAAAUUGGAAGUUAAGCGUCACAGGGGGUAACGUUGCUUAGAGUGCUGCUGCCUUUUAGUGGGUAAAUGAGGAGCAGCAUUUAAUGUGUAAGCUACUUCAUAUGCUGGUAGCAGUACUGCUGACCAAUUUAUUAAGUCUGUGUGCGGGCCAGACGUUAUUGAUCUUAUGACAGAGGCUGGGGGCCGGAUGAAAUUUGACCACGGGCCGGAUUUGGCCCCCGGGCCGCACUUUGGGCAUGUCUGAGCUAACAUAUUGGGGAAAAUGCGACUAAUAAAAAAAAAUAAUAAAUACAAUUAAGCGAUAGUUAUGAGGUAGAUAUCUGUGACUUAUUUACAGACGCGAUUUCUGACGUAAUUUCUUUAAAACUUUAAAAUAUGCGAGAGAAUAAUUUUUUAAAGUCGUUUUUUUUUUCUUUUUUUAAAAACUAAAUAGUAGACAUCAAUUGAUGAUUCUAAGCUAAAAAUGACAAACAUUUGUAGUAAUAAAUAUAAUUACCGUAUUUUUCGGACUAUAAGUCGCAGUUUUUUUUCAUAGUUUAGCUGGGGGUGCGACUUAUGUGUGAAAUUAUUAACACAUUAUGAUAUCAUUUCACAUGUUGUUUUGGUGUUUUAGAGUGUCACUGACGGUUUGGUAAACUUGUUAGCGUGCCGUUGAGUUCGUGCUACUCACCGAGCAGAGCCCGCGCCGCCGUGCUCCACACAAGUUCCCCAGGCGAACUCUGCCACGAGGCAGUGGUCACCACAAAAGAAAGACUCAAAAA
Molecule: messenger RNA, 2479 nt
Organism: Corythoichthys intestinalis (scribbled pipefish)
Lineage: Eukaryota; Metazoa; Chordata; Actinopteri; Syngnathiformes; Syngnathidae
Product: melanoregulin-like
Exons: 5
Coding region: 60-725 (221 amino acids)
Biological process (GO): melanosome transport; melanocyte differentiation
Cellular component (GO): melanosome
Source: RefSeq, a predicted model, not a curated record